Messenger RNA from Oldenlandia corymbosa var. corymbosa, 1551 nucleotides. The record is from the annotation of a GenBank genome assembly. Lineage: Eukaryota; Viridiplantae; Streptophyta; Magnoliopsida; Gentianales; Rubiaceae.
AUGGCAAUGGCGAUGGCGCUUCGAAGAAUCUGCUCAUUUUCAUCCUCUUUUAAACCCUUCUCUAAUGUCUCCUCAUUAUGUCGCAUGUCUUCCUUGGCGAAUCAAGCUGUGGGACAAAGGGAGGAAUCCCGUAUUUCUUGGAUAAAACAAUUGAAUGCGCCUCUUCAAGAAAUUGAUCCUGAAAUUGCUGACAUCAUUGAGCUUGAAAAGGCCAGGCAAUGGAAGGGACUGGAACUGAUACCUUCAGAGAACUUUACUUCAACUUCUGUGAUGCAAGCGGUCGGAUCCGUAAUGACUAACAAAUACAGUGAGGGAUAUCCUGGUGCUAGAUACUAUGGAGGAAAUGAGUACAUCGACAUGGCAGAGAGAUUGUGCCAGAAGCGUGCCUUGGAAGCUUUCAAUUUGGAUCCUGCAAAAUGGGGAGUUAAUGUGCAGUCGCUCUCUGGCUCACCUGCAAAUUUUCAAGUUUAUACCGCUUUGCUGAAACCUCAUGAAAGGAUCAUGGCACUUGAUCUUCCCCAUGGUGGACACCUUUCACACGGUUAUCAGACAGAUACAAAAAAGAUAUCUGCAGUCUCCAUUUUCUUUGAGACCAUGCCAUAUAGAUUGGAUGAGAGCACUGGUUAUAUUGACUAUGACCAGCUAGAGAAGAGUGCAACACUAUUUAGGCCAAAGUUGAUUGUUGCUGGUGCGAGUGCUUACGCUCGGCUUUAUGAUUAUGAACGUAUCCGAAAGGUAUGUAACAAGCAAAAGGCUGUCAUGUUAGCCGACAUGGCACACAUUAGUGGGCUGGUUGCUGCUGGUGUCAUCCCAUCUCCAUUUGAAUAUGCAGAUGUUGUCACCACAACUACACACAAGUCACUCCGUGGACCACGUGGAGCUAUGAUCUUCUUCAGGAAGGGGGUCAAAGAGGUCAACAAACAAGGGAAAGAAGUUAUGUAUGACUAUGAAGACAAAAUUAAUCAAGCUGUGUUCCCUGGACUUCAAGGUGGUCCACAUAAUCAUACAAUAACUGCAUUAGCAGUUGCGUUGAAACAGGUUAUGACACCAGAGUACAAGGCAUAUCAAGAACAGGUUCUUAGUAAUUGCUCCAAGUUUGCGGAGACUCUUUUAUCUAUUGGAUAUGAACUUGUAUCCGGUGGAACGGAUAACCAUCUUGUUUUAGUCAAUUUACGGAACAAGGGCAUUGAUGGUUCAAGGGUUGAAAAAGUCUUGGAAUCAGUGCACAUUGCGGCCAAUAAAAAUACAGUUCCAGGAGAUGUGUCGGCCAUGGUUCCAGGGGGCAUUCGGAUGGGAACCCCGGCUCUUACAUCGAGAGGAUUUGCCGAAGAAGAUUUCGCCAAAGUGGCUGAGUUCUUUGAUGCAGCUGUCAACCUAGCGCUCAAAAUCAAGGCCGAGACAAAAGGUACGAAGUUGAAAGAUUUUGUGGAAACCAUGGAAGGUGAGACUUUCCAAUCUGAAAUUGCAAAAUUACGGCAUGAGGUUGAAGAGUACGCCAAACAAUUUCCCACGGUUGGUUUUGAGAAAGAAACAAUGAAGUACAAGGAUUGA